Messenger RNA from Phyllostomus hastatus (greater spear-nosed bat), 408 nucleotides. It is a transcript of the gene PXT1, whose product is annotated as peroxisomal testis enriched protein 1. The record is from RefSeq and is a predicted model, not a curated record. The transcript has 3 exons. Lineage: Eukaryota; Metazoa; Chordata; Mammalia; Chiroptera; Phyllostomidae. Gene Ontology annotation, cellular component: peroxisome; nucleus. Gene Ontology annotation, biological process: positive regulation of apoptotic process. The coding region runs from base 1 to 408 and encodes 135 amino acids.
AUGAAGAAGAAAGAAAGUAAUACUAUUGUUUGUGAACCUAAAGAACUCCUGAAUCCCUCUUCCAAAGUAACAAAUUGUUGCAAAUCACUGUGGGUGAAAUAUAGUUUUCCGAAGGCGUACAUGACCAGACUUGCCAGCGACCAGCCAGUUGCAGCCAUGUCAAGGAACCCAGAUCACAACUCUCCCUCUGAGCCCAAGGAAAACAGCAUCAGCCAGAACCGUCACCAGGAGGAAAUAAUCCACAAGUUGGCUGUGCAGCUGAAAAACAUUGGAGACAGCAUCAACCACAGGAUAGUUCCAGAGGAUCUUCGAUGGGAAGGCAGAGAUGCACUGGCUCAUUUUGCCCUAGUUCUCUUCGGAGGAGCUCACGCGUUGCUGCGCUUUCUCCGGAACCACCGUUUGAUGUAA